Molecule: messenger RNA, 1087 nt
Organism: Clarias gariepinus (North African catfish)
Lineage: Eukaryota; Metazoa; Chordata; Actinopteri; Siluriformes; Clariidae
Product: trypsin-2-like
Exons: 5
Coding region: 86-823 (245 amino acids)
Biological process (GO): proteolysis
Molecular function (GO): serine-type endopeptidase activity
Source: RefSeq, a predicted model, not a curated record
CACAUGUGCUACAAUGAGAUAAAUGUUCUGCUAUAAAUGCAACACAACUGCACAUACUGUGUGCAGGUGAACACAGUGGGCAGCAAUGAUGAUCUUAUUGUUAGCUCUUCUUGGUGCUGCAGUGGCAGCACCGCUGGAUGAUAAGAUAGUUGGUGGUUAUGAGUGUAAGGCUCAUUCUCAGCCCUGGCAGGCCACUUUGAAUGUUGGAUAUCAUUUCUGUGGUGGUUCCCUCAUCAAUGACCAGUGGGUCAUCUCUGCCGCUCACUGCUGGAUUAAUCCCUAUAGUCAGAUAGUUAUCCUGGGUGAACACCACAUCUGGGAGUAUGAAGGCACAGAACAGUACAUGGCUGUGGAUGCCAUCUACUGGCACCAAAGCUAUGACUACCAGACAAUGGACUAUGACAUCAUGCUCUUAAAGUUAGCCCACCCUGUAACGAUAAAUGAGUUUGUAAAGCCUGUUUCUCUGCCCACGGCAUGCCCCACUCCAGGGGAGAUAUGUACAGUGUCAGGCUGGGGCAACAUCUACUCAGACUCAGUGUUCAACCCAUUCCACCUUCAGUGCUUAGAGGUUCCCAUUCUUUCUCAGCAAGUGUGUGAGAACUCAUAUCCAGGAAUGAUAACAAAGCACAUGGUGUGUGCAGGUUAUUUGGAGGGAGGCAGAGAUUCCUGUCAGGGUGACUCUGGAGGUCCACUGGUGUGUAACCGUGUACUGCAUGGUAUUGUAUCCUGGGGUUAUGGAUGUGCUCAACCUAAUUAUCCUGGUGUCUACACUAAAGUGUGUGCUCUGCUGCCAUGGAUCAAUGAAAUUCUUAACAGCUAUUAGACAUCCAGAAAACCACACCAGACAUCUCCAUAAACACUUUACAGAACUAAUAUUUCUCUUAGAUGAAUGUGAUGAAUAAAUAUAAAACAAAACCCUGUAUACAAACAAAUAUAAAUGCACAUAAAGGUGUGGAACAAUAGACCUACUUUUCAUACAAUAGAUUUUUUUUGAAAAUCAUGUGCCAUGGAAUUGUGCAUGUAUUUUCAUGAAUAAACAUUAUAUGUAAUUUUUUCCACAUUAAAUACAUAAGUGCUAAGCAUGUUA